AUGUUUUCAAGAUUGAUGACAUGGAGUUACAUUACAUCGGUUGUUACCCAAUUGAAAUGGGCAUGGGAUCUCUUGAUUCACCUAUGUUUCUUCAACCACUGCAUGCAACUUGAAGUGCCUGUAAUCGGUCAAGAGCUUGGUAUAAGCAGAUUUCACCAGAACAAGGGAUGUGGGGAUACAGUAGAUUGUGCAGUAUGUUUGUCGACCAUUGAAGAAGAUGACGAGAUUAGAGUAUUGAGAUGUGAUCAUCUCUUUCACAAGGGUUGUUUGGACCGAUGUGUUGAAUAUCGACACACUACAUGCCCCCUCUGCCGUGAUGUUCUUGCAGGACCUCGAAUGGUUUGUGAGCUCGGCCGGGAACUGCUCAGUUUCAGUUUCUGUUCAACGAGUGGGUCAAGUGAUGAUGAUUGUGAUAGAUGGUGGAUCCGGUAA
Molecule: messenger RNA, 432 nt
Organism: Lactuca saligna
Lineage: Eukaryota; Viridiplantae; Streptophyta; Magnoliopsida; Asterales; Asteraceae
Source: the annotation of a GenBank genome assembly